AAAAUUAAUAAAUAUAUUAUACAUAAAGAAAGACGAGAUAGUAAAUCAUGUAUGUGAUACAACAACCUAGAUAUAGUAAUUGGAUACUUUCAAGUAAUCCAUCAUUAUCCUCUCUUGUCUACUUUAUUUCCUUCUCGUUCUCGUUAUAGUACAUGUUAAUGUAGUAAACUCUCGUCUCGUGGCUUUAAUUAGAAAGGAAAAAAUUCUCAAAAAAAAAAAAAAAAAAACCAAUGGAAAGAAAAAGAAACUCAAAUGAAAAAACGUUUAAGCCCCAAAGGCACAGGGCCCCACAUUGAGAACUCCAAAGAGUCCACACCUAGUUCACGUGGACUUCCCCGCAUGAUAUCCCUCCUUCCUCCCUUCAAUUUUACUCUGAGAUUUCAUGCUAUAAAGUUGCUUCAUUCAUACUUCCUCAAUUUCGCGGCUCUCUGUUUUCACCACUCUCUCUCUCUCUCUCUCUCCCCUUUAUUCUCGGUUGGCGGCGAGGAUGGCGUUGCUGUCAGAACAGGGUGCGGAAAUCGUCAUCCCGGUGUGCGCCGUCGUCGGCAUCCUGUUCUCGCUCUUCCAGUGGUUCCUUGUCUCCAAAGUGAAGCUCUCGCCGGAGCGAGGCGGCGGAGCGCCGGCUGCCAGCAACGGUAAGAACGGGUACGCCGAGUACUUGAUUGAGGAGGAGGAAGGCGUCAACGACCAAGACGUCGUCGCCAAGUGCGCCGAGAUCCAGAACGCUAUCUCCGAGGGUGCAACGUCUUUCCUCUUUACCGAGUACCGGUAUGUGGGCAUUUUCAUGGUUGCUUUUGCAAUCCUCAUUUUCCUCUUCUUGGGCUCUGUUGAGGGUUUCAGCACUGAGAGCCAGGCUUGCACUUAUGACAAGGAGAAGCUGUGCAAGCCCGCCCUUGCAACUGCCCUGUUCAGCACUAUAUCCUUCUUGCUCGGUGCUAUCACUUCUAUCCUUUCUGGUUUCCUCGGGAUGAAAAUCGCAACCUAUGCUAAUGCAAGGACUACACUGGAAGCAAGAAAGGGUGUCGGGAAAGCUUUUAUUGUUGCAUUUAGAUCUGGUGCUGUCAUGGGUUUUCUCCUUGCUGCAAAUGGCCUAUUGGUUCUUUAUAUUGUCAUCAAUCUAUUUAAGCUCUACUAUGGGGAUGAUUGGGAAGGUCUCUUUGAGGCAAUUACUGGAUAUGGUCUUGGUGGAUCAUCCAUGGCACUGUUUGGGAGAGUUGGAGGUGGAAUUUACACCAAAGCUGCUGAUGUAGGUGCUGAUCUUGUUGGAAAGGUUGAAAGAAACAUCCCUGAAGAUGACCCCAGAAAUCCGGCUGUCAUUGCUGACAAUGUUGGUGAUAAUGUCGGAGAUAUUGCUGGAAUGGGAUCUGAUCUUUUUGGUUCAUACGCCGAAUCCUCUUGUGCUGCUCUUGUUGUGGCCUCCAUAUCCUCGUUCGGCAUGACUCAUGACUUCACUGCCAUGACUUAUCCUUUGCUCAUUAGUUCCAUGGGAAUCGUAGUUUGCUUAAUCACCACUCUUUUCGCCACCGACUUUUUCGAGAUCAAGGCUGUGAAUGAAAUCGAACCAGCAUUAAAGAAGCAGCUCAUUAUCUCCACUAUACUCAUGACAGUGGGUAUUGCAAUUGUCACAUGGACGUGCUUGCCAACCUCGUUUACAAUCUUCAAUUUUGGUGUUCAAAAGGAUGUGAAGAAUUGGCAACUCUUCCUCUGUGUAUGCGUCGGGUUAUGGGCUGGACUUAUCAUUGGAUUUGUCACUGAAUACUACACCAGCAAUGCUUACAGCCCUGUACAAGAUGUUGCUGAUUCCUGCAGAACGGGUGCUGCCACGAAUGUUAUAUUUGGCCUUGCCUUGGGAUAUAAAUCUGUUAUCAUUCCCAUUUUCGCAAUUGCAAUUAGCAUCUUCGUCAGUUUCACAUUUGCUGCUAUGUAUGGUAUUGCUGUGGCUGCUCUUGGGAUGCUGAGCACCAUAGCCACUGGGUUGGCUAUUGACGCGUAUGGCCCUAUCAGUGAUAAUGCUGGAGGUAUAGCUGAGAUGGCUGGGAUGAGUCACAAAAUCCGUGAAAGAACCGAUGCCCUUGAUGCUGCUGGGAAUACCACUGCUGCAAUCGGCAAGGGUUUCGCCAUUGGAUCUGCAGCUCUGGUCUCGUUGGCUCUUUUCGGCGCCUUUGUGAGUCGUGCAGAGAUCUCAAGCGUGGACGUGUUGACCCCCAAGGUCUUCAUUGGUUUACUUGUUGGCGCCAUGCUCCCAUACUGGUUCUCUGCCAUGACCAUGAAGAGCGUGGGCAGUGCGGCCUUGAAGAUGGUGGAGGAAGUCCGCAGGCAGUUCAACACCAUCCCUGGACUCAUGGAGGGCCUUGCCAAGCCUGAUUACGCCACGUGUGUUAAGAUCUCCACGGAUGCAUCCAUCAAGGAGAUGAUCCCCCCCGGUGCCCUCGUCAUGCUUACCCCUCUCAUCGUCGGAACCCUUUUCGGUGUCGAGACCCUCUCUGGCGUCCUUGCUGGCUCCCUCGUCUCUGGCGUGCAGGUUGCCAUCUCUGCAUCCAACACUGGUGGCGCGUGGGACAACGCUAAGAAAUAUAUCGAGGCGGGUGGUUCGGAGCAUGCGAGAAGCCUGGGGCCGAAGGGGUCGGAGCCGCACAAGGCUGCGGUGAUUGGUGAUACCAUAGGAGAUCCUCUCAAGGAUACUUCAGGGCCUUCGCUGAACAUCCUUAUAAAGCUGAUGGCGGUGGAGUCGCUGGUGUUUGCUCCCUUCUUCGCCACUCAUGGCGGUCUGCUAUUUAAGAUGUUCUGAGGUUGCAGCUUCAUCACUCUAUUUCUGUCCUCAAAUGCUUCUCGUUAGUCGUUAGUUAUGUCAUAGCUUCACUUUGUCAACAGAUUCAUAAUUUGAGUUGGGGUAUCGGAUGAUGAACAAAAUCUUCUUCUUCUUCUUCUUCUUCUUUUUUUUUUUUUUUAAAUGUUAGAGUUAAGCAUACUUGCUUUAGAGAUCAAGUAUCUUUUUUUGGCUCCACGCCGUUUUGUAGAAAAUGUUGUUUUUCUCGUUUUCGUACAUUGGAAUUGGAAUUAUAUCUGCUGCUACGACA
Messenger RNA from Salvia miltiorrhiza (redroot sage), 3077 nucleotides. Its product is annotated as pyrophosphate-energized vacuolar membrane proton pump. The transcript is spliced from 8 exons. The record is from RefSeq and is a predicted model, not a curated record. Lineage: Eukaryota; Viridiplantae; Streptophyta; Magnoliopsida; Lamiales; Lamiaceae. Bases 488 to 2788 code for a protein of 766 amino acids. Gene Ontology annotation, molecular function: diphosphate hydrolysis-driven proton transmembrane transporter activity; inorganic diphosphate phosphatase activity. Gene Ontology annotation, cellular component: membrane. Gene Ontology annotation, biological process: proton transmembrane transport.